UUUUCGAAUCCCUGUUCUUGACAACCCGCGUGUAACACAAGAACGCCCUCUCGAGCUGGUUGUUACGAACGCGCGGGUGCGUGUCGCAUCGAUAUAGAGCAAUGCAAAAUGGCCGACAAUCGUCUGAAUUUGUACUUAGGCCUAUUCCAAAUGAACGAGGACGACUCAGAAGAUGAAUGUGAAACAGACCAAACUGAUGUGGCAUUCAUAGCAGCUCUUCUUUCACGGGAUAAGAGAGCAAGAAUUCAUGGGUUUACAGAAGAGGUAAUCCCGGCCAUGCAGGAAUCAGAAUUCAGGUCCCACUUCCGUCUGUCCACCAGGACCUUUGAAUAUAUCCUAAAUGUCAUCCACGAUGCAUUACUCCCUAAAGCCCCCGGUGGCCCGUUUGAAGCAGUUUCCCCAAUGAAACAACUGCUAAUUUUCCUGUGGUACCUUGCCAACCAAAUUACUAUCCGAGAACUUGCUCUCAAAUUUGGUGUGUCGGAAAGCACCGUGCAUAAAGCCAUCAGAAGGGUGUCGGAGUGUCUCACCGAUCAAAGGCAAAGGUUCAUCCGAUGGCCAUCAAGCCAACGCAGACGGGAAACUUCUGCCUCAUUCAGGGAUAUUUCAGGAUUCGAUGGAAUUGUAGGUGCCAUCGACGGAACACACAUCAGAAUUAUGAAUCUUCCUGGAGGAGACCAGGAUUAUAUAAAUCGGAAGAAAUUUCCCUCCGUACAACUGCAAGUGGUGGUUGAUGACGAAUUGCUGAUAACCGACACCAAUGUUGGAUGGCCAGGUUCUGCACACGAUGCCAGAGUUUUCAGAAAUAGUGGCAUUGCAGAUCGAGCAGACCAUGGACUGCUGUUUGAUGAAGACCAGUUCCUUGUGGGAGAUUCUGCCUAUCCCCUUCGGCCAUACCUGAUUACAGUGUUCAAGAACUAUCACAAUCUCACAAGACAGCAAAAGCAGUUCAACAAAAAGUUGUCUUCUUGCAGACAAGUUGUGGAGCGUGCAAUAGGGCUAACAAAAGGACGCUUUCGCAGGCUACGAGAGGUGUACUGUCACCAGGUGAAAUCUAUAUGCCAACUAGUUACUUCGGCAUGCAUAUUACACAAUAUGUGCAUUUUAGCCGAUGAUGACGUGGAGAUCUUCGUUGAGGAAGAGGAAGAAGUGAACGAGUAUCACAACAUGUACCACAACCAUAAUUCUGGAGUUGAUCUUCGCAAUAGGCUGGUCGAAAGUGUCCAUUGAACUACAUUGUAAUCUCAUUAACGAGUGAGAACAUACCAUUGAUGAUCCCUCAUCAUGGGUCAAUUACAACCAUUUUGAUGGGGAAAAAGCCCCAAAACAAAUCCUCUCCUAUGACUGGAAGUAUUUUGUCAAAGGUGUGCAUUAUCUUAUAGACAAUCAACACUUGCCAUUUCUCCAGUGGGGAAAUUCAGAUUUUUGGGUGGGGUUGAUGUUAGAUUUCUAUUUUUUGGUCCUAUUGUAGUGGUGGACAGGCAGGCACAUAGGUCUCCUGAUGAUAAAACUCACUACAUGUACAUGCAUUUAAAUAAUAAAUUAUUAUACUAAAUUAUUACAAAGCUCACUACAUGUACAUGUAUGCAUGUAAAUACUAAAUUUUUAAACUUAAUUAUUGAAGAAAGGAUACUGUAUACUGUAAAAAGGAUUAUACCUGAAGAUGAAAGGAAAUGUAGAAAGAAUGGUAGCUGUAGACAAGGUGGGUUCCCUUUUGUGUUUUUGAGUCUGUCGUGGGGAGGAUAAAUGAAGACUUAACUAUGCGCUGACUAAAGACAAAAGAGGGUAUGCAUAUUGACGUCACACACUCAAAGAAUGCCCUCACUGGCAGCUCACCGAGAGAGAUUGACCCCCUUGGCCCUUCCUCCAUCCUCACCUGCUUAUUAUUAGUAUAUUUGAACAGGUAAUAAAAAUUAUAAACCAAUUCAAUUCAAUUCAAUUCAAUUCAAUUCAAUUCAAAGGAAACAUUUAUUUCCAUACUUUCAACAAAAAAUUGAAACUAAGUUUUUAAAUACAAAAAGGUAAUUGAAUACAGUAAAUAAAUAAUACAACAAUGAAGUAUAAAAAAGAAUUGAAUUAGGGUGAAGACUGUGUGAGAUGAAUAAAAACAAGCAAAUAAUAUAUUUCAAUACCAUAA
This is a messenger RNA of Patiria miniata (bat star), 2137 nucleotides long. RefSeq names its product protein ANTAGONIST OF LIKE HETEROCHROMATIN PROTEIN 1-like. The coding region runs from base 109 to 1230 and encodes 373 amino acids. The record is from RefSeq and is a predicted model, not a curated record. NCBI's taxonomy places the organism in Eukaryota, Metazoa, Echinodermata, Asteroidea, Valvatida, Asterinidae. The transcript has 3 exons.